AGAUCCGUCUCCCUUUCCAUCCAACUGUCCCUCCUCCCGUGCCACGUUCCGUCCUCCAACAGUAUUAUAAUAAUUAAAAAGACACACGUAUACACACACACACGUAUAUACAUACACGCACAUGUAUAUACAUACACAUAUAUACACACAUAUAUAUACGCACACGCAUGUAUAUGCACGCACAUGUAUAUACGCAUGUAUAUACAGACACGUAUACACAUACAUACACACAUAUAUAUACACACACGCAUAUAUAUAUACACACACGCAUAUAUAUAUAUAUAUACAUAUAUACACACACGCAUAUAUACACACACACACACACAAAAUGCUGCAGACUCUGGAAAUCGACAAACAAACAAAUUGCUGGAGAAGCUCAGCAGGGCCUGGCAGUGACUGUGGAGAAAGCAAUGGAGUUAACGUCUAUUCUCUUUCUCCGAACCCCCAACUCUUUUCUCCCCCCCCGCCGCCCCGAAACUUCCAAGCUAAUCAUCCCAUGGGGAGAGGGGAUCUGGGCAAAGUGAUACGGAGGUAACCGUGAAUAAUCCCUACCUAUCUGCAUUCCUGGAGGGGUCCACGUAUUGUCUAAUCUUUGACAGCGGUCUUAUGGUGAAACUUUGAAUCAUUACUCCUUGGAGUGUAGAUGAGUUUAUUGCAGCAGAGGGUGGUGGAUGCUGAAAUUAUAUCCCCCCCCCCCCUUUUUGUGUAGGAGAAUUGAGAGCUCGUUUAAAGAUUUGGGGGUUUCCAUCGACGGUGCGGGUGAAAGGUGUUUCUUCUGAGCACCAUUUUUAGGCCACAAAACCCGUCUGGUUCACUGUUGUUCAGGGGAGAAAAUCUGGCGUCCCUAGCCGGUCUGGCCUACAUGUGACUCCAGGCCCACGGCGAAGUGGCUGACUCCUAACUGAAAUUGUCUAGCAAGACGUUUGAUUGAACUGCCAAUAGAGGUGGCACCAUAAAUCCUGGCUUUGCCAGCAGCGCCCAUAUAACCAAAUAAUUCUUUAUUCAUUUUGUCCUGCCCCCUGGACUGUACAAAAGCGAGGGAUGCCGGUUCAAAGUGGGUGCCGGAAACGAGAGCCUGCAGGGCUUCUCAAUUGGCGGGUCGAGACAGGAGGAGAGCUGAUCAUCAUUCAUCUUCCUCCCCCAGAAGUGUUUAAACAUACUCCACACAGGGUGUAUGAUGGGAGGUAAGCAUGGCCGAUGAGAAAAAAGUGAAGAUCAGCAAUACGCUGCUUCCCACCGAGUCAAUGAAGGUGAUCGCUGAGUCCAUAGGGAUUUCCCAGCUCUCCGAGGAAACGUGCCAAAGCUUGACUGAGGAGGUCAGCUAUAGGAUCAAAGAGCUGGCACAGGAUGCAUUGAAGUAUAUGUACCACGGAAAACGGAAGAAACUGACGACGGUCGACAUCGAUUGCGCACUGAAGCUGAAAAAUGUCGAGCCGCUGUAUGGGUUCCAUGCCCAGGAGUUCAUUCCGUUCCGCUAUGCCAGUGGGGGUGGGCGGGAGCUCCACUUUUAUGAGGAGAAGGAGGUCGACCUCAGCGACAUCAUCAACACACCUCUCCCGCGGGUGCCACUGGACGUCUGCCUGAAAGCUCACUGGCUCAGUAUAGAAGGAGUGCAACCUGCCAUCCCAGAGAAUCCCCCGCCAGCCCCUAAAGAACAGCAGAAGGCCGAGUCUACAGAACCUUUGAAGGUUAUCAAACCAGGCCAGGAGGAAGAAGGACAGGGCAAGGGCAAAGGUCAAGGGGCUGCAGCCACCGAUGGCAAAGGUAAAGAUAAAAAGAAGUCUCUGCUGGACGGGGCUGUGCUGAAACUGAAACCGAGGACCACGCAUGAGCUGUCUGUGGAGCAGCAGCUGUAUUACAAGGAGAUAACAGAGGCUUGUGUGGGCUCCUGCGAGGCGAAACGUGCAGAGGCCCUCCAGAGCAUAGCCACCGACCCGGGCCUGUACCAGAUGUUGCCCAGAUUCAGCACCUUCAUAUCAGAAGGGGUGCGUGUGAAUGUGGUACAGAAUAAUCUGGCCCUGCUAAUCUACCUGAUGCGGAUGGUGAAGGCGCUGAUGGAUAAUCCUACGCUGUACCUGGAGAAAUACUUACACGAGCUGAUCCCCGCGGUGGUGACCUGCAUCGUGAGUCGCCAGCUGUGCCUGCGUCCCGAUGUAGACAACCACUGGGCUCUCCGCGACUUCGCUGCCCGCCUCAUGGCGCAGAUCUGCAAGAACUUCAGCACCACCACCAACAAUGUUCAGUCCCGCAUCACCAAGACCUUCACCAAGAGUUGGCUGGAUGACAAGACCCCCUGGACGACGAGGUAUGGCUGCAUUGCAGGAUUGGCGGAGCUGGGCCACGAUGUGAUAAAGACUCUGAUCAUCCAGAGGCUGCAGAUUGAAGGGGAGCGUAUCCGAGCUGUACUGGAAGGACCUGUCGUUAGUAACAUCGAUAAGAUUGGAGCGGAUCAUGUACAGAGCCUGUUACUGAAACAUUGCGCACCGGUAGUGGCGAAGAUCCGAUCUCCUCCUGACAACCAGGAGUCCUACAAGACCGACUACGGGUACCUGGGCCCCAUUUUGUGUACCCACGUGGUGAAAGCCCGUGCCCAGGCUGCCAUGCAGGCCCAGCAGGUGAACAGAACAACCCUAACCAUCACCCAGCCUCGGCCCACGCUGACAAUAUCGCAGUCCCCACAAACGUCGCGGGCCCCCAGUAUCAUCAAAGUGCCCAGCUCCAUCACGCUGCCCAUGCAGACCCUGGUCUCUGCCCGGCCGUCCACUCCAACUCAGCCCUCCCCCCCGGCAACCAAGUUCAUCAUGAUGUCUUCGGCGUCGGGCUCCUCCAGCACGCAGCAGCCCAGACCCACCCUGACUAUCUCCCAGAGCCCGCAGUCGUCUCAGCCCUCGACCAGCCCCAGCAUCUUCAAGGUGCCCAGCUCUAUCACACUGCCGAUGCAGACUCUGCUAACCCGCCCGUCCACCCCGACCCAGUCGUCUCCGUCGCCGACCAACUACAUCGUGAUGUCCUCCAGCUCGACUUCCUCUAGCACUCAGCAGGUGAUCACGUUGAGGACAACUCCGUGCGGGACAGGCAGUGUGUCACCUGUCACCACUACAGUCGCCAACAUUCAGCCGAUUGUCAAACUGGUCUCUACCUCUCAGACUGCGCCCAGCAGUACGGUGACUGGGAGCACCCAGAAGUACAUCGUGGUCUCUCUGCCCUCAGCCUCGGAAAGCAAGGCCCAGUCCAGCAACAGCUCUUUACAGCAGCACUCACCGAAAUGAGGGCCUUCUGGGGGUUGUGGGGUGUGGGCAGGGGAAGCAAGGAAUGGUGUACCUAACGUAGCAGGCUCUCCUGUUUGUCUGUUCCCUGCUCGCGGCACCUUCUUUCUCUCCCUCCUUCUCCCACAGCACCAGCUGAGGAGCAGCAACAUAGAUGGGGGUCGCAGUGUGAGGGAGUCUCUGAGCUGUGUGCGGAUCAGGGCCCACACCAGAAGGCGGGUGUGUGUGUAGCUCUGGCUGUGUGUGUGUGUGUAUAGCUCUGGCUGUGUGUGUGUGUGUGUAUAGCUCUGGCUGUGUGUGUGUGUGUAGCUCUGGCUGUGUGUAGCUGUGUGUUUGUAGCCUUGGCUGUUGUGUUUACGUGUGUAGCUCUGGCUGUGUGUGUGUGUGUGUAGCUGUGUGUUUGUGUGUAGCUCUGGCUGUGUGUGUGUGUGUGUAGCUCUGGCUGUGUGUGUGUGUGUGUAGCUCUGGCUGUGUGUGUGUGUGUGUGUGUGUGUGUGUAGCUCUGGCUGUGUGUGUGUGUGUGUAGCUCUGGCUGUGUGUGUGUGUGUGUGGCUCUGGCUGUGUGUGUGUGUGUGCAUGUGGCAGGAGGUAUGGGUUUGGAGGUUGUGUGUGGUGUGGCUGAUGUCUGGGAGAUUAUCUCCAGCAGCCCUGAUUGGCAGUGACUGAUCCCCCUACACUGAGAUGUACACAGAGUAGGGCCAGGGGAAAGGGGCCGUGAGGGGUGGGUUUGGCUGACAGUGCCACCUGCCAAAGUGUGGUACACCUCUUGUAAAUACUGACACAGAAACUCAGGCCAUUGGCUAGUUACCCCUCCCUUUGCCCGAAUCACGCACAUGUUAGUCGUGAUUUUUUUUUGUAAGAAUAAAUUUCAUUUCGUCAAAUUGUU
Stegostoma tigrinum is the source of this 4152-nucleotide messenger RNA. RefSeq names its product TAF6 RNA polymerase II, TATA box binding protein (TBP)-associated factor (gene taf6). The record is from RefSeq and is a predicted model, not a curated record. Gene Ontology annotation, cellular component: SAGA complex; transcription factor TFIID complex; SLIK (SAGA-like) complex. The coding region runs from base 1191 to 3269 and encodes 692 amino acids. Lineage: Eukaryota; Metazoa; Chordata; Chondrichthyes; Orectolobiformes; Stegostomatidae. Gene Ontology annotation, biological process: RNA polymerase II preinitiation complex assembly; transcription initiation at RNA polymerase II promoter. The transcript is spliced from 16 exons. Gene Ontology annotation, molecular function: RNA polymerase II general transcription initiation factor activity; protein heterodimerization activity; transcription coactivator activity.